Molecule: messenger RNA, 2603 nt
Organism: Colossoma macropomum (tambaqui)
Lineage: Eukaryota; Metazoa; Chordata; Actinopteri; Characiformes; Serrasalmidae
Gene: gnpat
Product: glyceronephosphate O-acyltransferase
Exons: 16
Coding region: 112-2118 (668 amino acids)
Biological process (GO): ether lipid biosynthetic process
Cellular component (GO): mitochondrial membrane; peroxisomal membrane
Molecular function (GO): glycerone-phosphate O-acyltransferase activity
Source: RefSeq, a predicted model, not a curated record
CAGCUGUAAGGCGUCUAUUUGAGCCCUAAAGACUCUCCGCUGUGGGUUUAGGUCAUUGUAGCUGGCCAGCUGACCCCUCACUCAUGCUUUUGUUCGACGUCCUGAAUCGGCAUGGCGUCUAAAUCACUCUAUUCGGCCAGGGACCCAGUGCUGAAGAAGAGGGAUGACUUUGAGGAUAUUCUUGAAGAGAGACGCAACUCCAGCGAUUUAAGAUAUGCUCUCAGGUGCUACACGCCCGCUCUCUAUAAAGGCCUGGUGCCCUGCAAGGCCAGCAUGCUCAAAAGCAUCGUCCUGCAGUCUGACUCACUGCAGUAUGUCAUCAGCCAGGUCUCAGCGGAGUGUGGCGAGUCUCGGGAGACGGUUCAGGAGGAGGCGGCUCUGCUGCUGGAGGAAAUGGCCCACCGGCUUCAGCUCGGCACCGUCCGCUUCUUCGCCUUCACACUCAGCAAAGCCUUCAAAGCGCUCUUCCGCAGCGUGUGUGUCAACGAGGAGGGCAUUCAGAGACUUCAGCAGGCCAUUCAGGAGCACCCGGUGGUUCUUCUGCCCAGUCACCGCAGCUACAUGGACUUCCUGAUGAUGUCCUACAUCCUGUACACAUACGACCUGGCUCUGCCCGUCAUCGCCGCAGGAAUGGAUUUUAUGAGUAUGAAGUUCGUGGGAGAGAUGUUGCGGAUGUCCGGAGCGUUUUUUAUCCGACGGUCGUUCGGAGGUGAUAAACUCUACUGGGCUGUCUUCUCGGAGUAUGUGAAGACCAUGCUGAGAAACGGCUACGCACCAAUCGAGUUCUUCCUGGAAGGAACGCGAAGCCGAACAGGGAAAUCACUGACACCUAAGACAGGUCUGCUGAAUAUAGUGAUGGAGCCGUUUUUUAAAGGUGAAGUGUUUGAUGUUAACCUGGUUCCGGUCAGUAUCAGCUAUGAGAGGAUUUUAGAGGAAUCUCUUUACGCUCGGGAGCUGCUCGGAGUGCCGAAACCCAAAGAGUCCACAUCUGGUCUGUUGAAGGCUCGGCGGAUCCUCAGUGAGGAUUACGGCAGUAUGCAUGUGUAUUUUGGUCACCCCGUGUCCAUCCGCAGUUUGGCUCAGGGACACAUCAGCCGCUCCCAGUACAACCUGCUGCCCAGGCACAUUCCCCAGAAACCAACUGCGGACACUCAGGCGUUUGUGAACGACAUCGCGUUCCGGUUGGUCCGUCUGCAGGAGGAGAGCAUGGUGCUGAGGCCGUGGGUUCUCGUGGCCACGCUGCUGCUGCAGAACCCGGACGGGAUGGACCUGUCCUCGCUGACCGAACAGGCCGACUGGCUCAGACGCCUCGCUCUGGCCUUUGGGGCAUUUUUAGACUGGCCUGACCGUGAACACUGCAGUAAGGUGAUCAGCUCCAGUCUGGCCCUCCAUAAGAACCUGGUGUGUGUGUCGGGUGGCCGCGUGCGGUUGGUCGUUGCUGAGCCGUUGGGGGCGGAGUCGACGACUGAAGAGGCGGAGUUUAACCGGGCGGUCAGUGUGCUGUCCUGCGCCUCCUAUAGGAAUCAGAUACUGCACCUGUUCGUGCGUCCGGCGCUGCUCGCUGUGGCCAUUCAGACAGCUAACUGCAGCAGGAAAGACGAGGUCUUUAACUGCUUUAACUUCCUGCGGAACGUGUUCUCUAACGAGUUUAUCCUCUGCCCGGGAGCAGCGGUGCAGGACUUUGAGGAAGCCUGUUACCUGCUGGGGAAGUGCGGUGCAGUUCAGGAGUUACAGCAGGACCUUGUUAUGUCCCAGAGUGGACAGACCACACUGGCCUUUCUGUGUUCUGUUCUGGACCCGUUCCUGCAGGGAUAUCAGGUUGUGUGUCAGUAUCUGUGUGAGGAAUCGGAGGAGAAUCUUCCAGAGAAUAAGUUUGUUCCUGCUGUGAGAAACUUCACUCUCCAGCUCAUUCUCUCAGGAAGUCUGAAGUGUUAUGAAGCCUUAUCAUCAGAUUUGCAGAAGAAUGCUUUAGCUGCCCUGAUACGGUUGAAGGCUGUCAGGAGAGUUAAAGCUGGUGAUCAGGUGACGUUGAAGGUCAACAAGAUUGCUGUGAACUCAUUGGAGGACGUGUUGGGGGGUAAAAUUCCUACCCAGAAACCUGUCCUCGCUCGGCUGUAAACACACACACACACACACACACACACUCCCCUCGUCGUGUGGAGAGCCAGCCUGAACUGCCUUCAUUACCAUAAUGGCAAAUUUCGCGAAGCGCCGUGGCUUUGCCGACUACAAAGACUGUUUGUCAUCGAGCUUUAAAAAGACUUCACGGGUUCACCAUCUGGGACACGCUCUCUACGAUAUGGGCCUCUCUCCCUGUCUCUGUCACACUCCCUCUCUCUUUCCCUUCCAUCUCUCUCUCUUCUGCUUUUAACAUGCCUCGUAGAAAGAUUCCUCCUGUGUGAUCAACCCCGGUGUCUUUACUUCCUCUCUUACUUUGAGGUCUUCCCAGCCCUCUCUAAUAUGACUGGGCACAUGAAGGCCGCGCUGCAAAAAGUGAUAUCUUGGCACGUAAAAGCAUCUUAAAUGAAGGUAAUAUGUCUAAUAUUUCUCAGUGUGAGGUCUUUAAAUAUUUGAACAACAUACAGUCAUAUGCAGAAAUUUGA